This is a messenger RNA of Trachemys scripta elegans, 2974 nucleotides long. RefSeq names its product terminal nucleotidyltransferase 5A (gene TENT5A). The transcript is spliced from 3 exons. The record is from RefSeq and is a predicted model, not a curated record. Gene Ontology annotation, molecular function: poly(A) RNA polymerase activity; RNA binding. Lineage: Eukaryota; Metazoa; Chordata; Testudines; Emydidae. Gene Ontology annotation, biological process: mRNA stabilization. The coding region runs from base 325 to 1560 and encodes 411 amino acids.
CCCAUAUAAAACUACUGGGGACAUUUCCCAGGCAGAACUACGAAAGCUCCAGAGACAGCAGCACCCGGGGCGGCCGGGCACAGCAGCUCCGCGCAGCGCAGCACAGCACACGGCGCCGAGCAAGCCAGCAGGCGGAGCACAAGUAGCCAGGAGAAGCAGAAAGCGGGGCAGAUAGCGGCUCCCGGGUCGGGCGCGCUCCCAGGCUGGGCACAGGCACAGCGCCGCUUUGCUGUCUCCAGCAGGCAACUCUCCCCCCAGAGCGAAGCAAGGAGACAUCUCGCAAAAGGGACGUACCAGGCUCCCGAGAGGAAACGGCUGCGGACCAUGGCUGACGAUGAAAUCGCCCGCAGCCCCAGCAGUAGCAGCUGCAGCGGGAGUGGGAAUUGCACGGGCACUUGCGGCGAGAACCCUCAUUGCAACGUGCUGAGCUGGGAACAAGUGCGGCGCUUGGAUCGCAUCCUGAGCGAGACCAUCCCCAUCCACGGCCGGGGCAACUUCCCCACGCUGGAGAUGCAGCCCCGGCAGAUCGUGAAGGUGGUGCGGAGCCGCCUGGAGGAGAAGUGCAUUGGGGUCCGAGACGUGCGACUCAAUGGCUCGGCAGCCAGCCACAUCCUGCACCAAGACAGUGGCCUGGGCUACAAGGACUUGGACCUCAUCUUCUGCGCAGACCUCAAAGGGGAAGCCGAGUUUCAGACUGUGAAGGACGUGGUCUUGGACUGCCUUUUGGAUUUCUUACCUGACGGAGUUAACAAGGAGAAGAUCACCCCGCUUACCCUCAAGGAAGCUUAUGUGCAGAAAAUGGUAAAAGUAUGCAAUGAUUCAGACCGAUGGAGUCUCAUCUCCUUGUCCAACAACAGUGGCAAAAACGUGGAGCUGAAGUUUGUGGACUCUCUGAGGAGGCAGUUUGAGUUCAGUGUAGACUCCUUUCAAAUCAAAUUAGAUUCCCUUCUGCUUUUUUAUGAAUGCUCAGAGAAUCCCAUGACUGAAACUUUUCACCCGACCAUCAUUGGUGAGAGUGUCUAUGGGGAUUUCCAAGAAGCCUUUGAUCAUCUCUGCAACAAGAUAAUUGCCACCAGAAACCCAGAAGAAAUCAGAGGAGGUGGCCUUCUUAAGUACUGCAACCUUUUGGUAAGGGGCUUUAGGGCUGCCUCAGAAUCUGAGAUUAAGUCCCUUCAGAGAUACAUGUGUUCCAGGUUUUUCAUUGACUUCUCAGACAUUGGAGAACAGCAAAGAAAGUUGGAGUCUUACUUGCAGAACCACUUUGUGGGAUUAGAGGACCGCAAGUAUGACUAUCUCAUGACCCUUCAUGGUGUGGUGAAUGAGAGCACAGUGUGCCUGAUGGGACAUGAGAGGAGACAGACUCUAAAUCUUAUCACCAUGCUGGCCAUCCGUGUCCUUGCUGAGCAAAAUAUCAUCCCCAAUGUGGCCAAUGUCACCUGCUAUUACCAGCCAGCCCCAUAUGUAGCAGAUGCCAACUUUAGCAAUUACUAUAUUGCCCAGGUUCAACCGGUAUUUACGUGCCAGCAGCACACAUACUCGACUUGGUUGCCCUGCAAUUAAGGACCGUUUUAAUACACCUGGUGGGGAGAACAUUUUCUAACAAGCAGAAAGGAGUGAUACUCUCCUUAAAAUGGGGUUCUUUGUGCAAUGAUGAUCUGCUCUAGCUUUCAAGUUUGGUAAAGCUUGUGGUUCUUCUUAUAAAUUAUGUGAGCAUGAUCUAGAAAAGAAGCAGAAAUAAUUGGAUUCUACCCCAGAGCACAAGAGGCCUGUCAUUAAAAGCAAAUAGCUUCCCCUGAAAUAAACAAGGGAGGAAUGCUUGAUGACAAUAUGGGUUGGCAAUACCUGCUCCCAUAGCUUUGGCAUAGAGAAGGUUGGAAAGCCUUUUUUUAGAAUGGGAUCUGCAAAAGGGAGAAUAUGGAAAAAAAAAAAAAAAACCUCAAAAACAAAACAAUUUGCUUACAUAUAUUCAGGAGUUAAAAGUAGAGGCAUGAAGCAGAGAUAAGUUCAAAUAAAAUGUAUAUUGGAAUUACUGCCUUUGGGACUUGCAACAAGUGCUGUCUAUGGGAUGAUUGUGUAGAAUGUAUAGCUUGCUUGACUAGAAUGCUUUAACAGAAACAGCUUGCUCCAAAUGAACAGUAGGAGAUUGGUACAGUUAUCAUAAAUCCAGAAAAAACACAUGACGAUAAAGUCCAUUUUUUCCAGCUGCAUGCGUGCUUCACAUUUUAAAAAUGUGAAAAUGCAAGAAAAACAGGUGUAGCAAACAAAAUAUGCUCAAGGACCAAAGAUUUCACAAAUAAGUUAUCCAAGCAAAGGAGAUACAGUAGAAUAUAAAAAGAUGUUACUAUAUUUGUACACACCAAUGUUAAUCAAAAGUGCCUGAUGCUUUCAGAAAAUUUGAAGUGAGAAAAAUAUAGUUUUGUGGUUUUUAACCGUGCAUUUUGUUUUAUCAGGGACACAAGAAGACAAAAAACAAACAAAACAAACAAACAAAAAAACACAAGCUUGUGAAUCAGUGGUGGAGAAAAUGCCCUAUUUUUUCCUUGGCAAAUACCUGUAUAAAGUUAAUAUUGUCAGUGUGAUGUUAUCAUAGGUACGUGUGUGUGUGUAUGUUUGUGUGUGCGUGUGUGUGUGUAUAUAUAAUAUAUAUAUAUAUAUAUAUAUAUAUAUAUAUAUAAUACACACAAACAUGCACACACAAUGUAUAUAUUAAAUGUGGUCUAGGAAAAUGUAGCAAUUAAGGAAUGUUUAAAUAAAGUACUGUGUGUUUUCCAGUUUGCAACAGGAUGUCAUAGGACAGUGAGCACCUUGCAGUGAAUUUAUAACCCACACCUGAAAAUUUGCAGUAAAUGAACCAGUCAGGAUUAAGGUGGGAUACAAAUAAAUGUCUUUGGUUGCAAGAACAAAGAUUACAGUAAUUCAGUGAGUUGCUUGUGAGCCAUAAUAAUUCCACAAAUGGAUAAACAUUUGAUUAGCU